UCCGGCUAGGGAACCAGGUGGCCGAACGCGAGCGUCAGUCGGCAGUCGAGGUAGGCAGCGCUGCUGCAGAGCGAGCGAGCGAGGGAGAGCCGGCGAGGGGUCUGGGGGAGGCGGCGCAGGAGCAGAGGGAGCAGCAGCAGCCCCCCGGGCAGCCCGACUCCCAGGGCUGGGAAGCUGGGCAAGGCAUCCCUCGCGCGCCCCCGCCGAUGAGGACUUGGGGGGCCGAAGGCGAGCCGUCGAGCCCCUGAGAGAGCCACAGCCGGGAGGGACGCGGCGUCGCCAGGCGGAGAGGUGCGGUCCCAGCCCCCGCCGCCGCCGCCAUGGGGAACCGAGGCAUGGAGGAUCUAAUCCCCUUGGUCAACCGGCUCCAGGAUGCCUUCUCCGCCAUCGGGCAGAACGCCAACCUGGACCUGCCCCAGAUCGCCGUGGUCGGGGGGCAGAGCGCCGGCAAGAGCUCCGUCCUGGAGAAUUUCGUCGGGAGGGACUUCCUGCCUCGCGGAUCUGGCAUCGUCACCAGGCGCCCUUUGGUCCUGCAGCUGGUCAAUGCCACCACAGAACAUGGCGAGUUUCUACAUUGUAAAGGAAAGAAGUUCACUGACUUCGACGAGAUACGUCAGGAGAUUGAAUCAGAGACUGACAGAGCUACUGGAUCCAACAAGGGCAUCUCUCCUAUCCCAAUCAAUCUGCGAGUCUAUUCUCCUCACGUCUUGAGUCUGACCCUGGUGGAUCUGCCCGGGAUGACUAAAGUUCCAGUUGGCGACCAGCCUCCUGACAUUGAGUUCCAGAUUCGUGACAUGCUCAUGCAGUUUGUCACCAAAGAGAAUUGCCUCAUCCUUGCAGUAUCCCCAGCCAAUUCUGAUCUGGCUAACUCUGACGCUCUCAAGAUCGCUAAAGAAGUCGACCCUCAAGGCCAGCGUACCAUUGGAGUGAUCACCAAACUGGACCUGAUGGACGAAGGGACUGAUGCUCGAGACGUCUUGGAGAACAAGCUGCUUCCACUGCGGAGAGGCUACAUUGGUGUGGUCAAUAGAAGCCAGAAGGAUAUUGACGGGAAGAAGAAUAUUCAGGCUGCGUUGGCUGCAGAGAGGAAGUUCUUUCUCUCCCACCCAGCAUACAGGCACAUGGCUGAUCGCAUGGGUACCCCCUACCUGCAGAAAAUACUGAACCAGCAACUGACCAACCACAUCCGAGACACACUGCCAGGCCUGCGAAACAAACUCCAGAGCCAGCUUCUCUCCAUUGAGAAGGAAGUGGACGAAUACAAGAACUUCCGCCCUGAUGACCCUGCCCGCAAGACCAAAGCUUUGCUACAGAUGGUUCAACAGUUUGCUGUGGACUUUGAGAAACGCAUCGAAGGCUCUGGCGAUCAGAUUGAUACCUACGAGCUGUCUGGAGGUGCUAGGAUCAAUCGCAUCUUCCACGAACGGUUCCCCUUUGAGUUGGUGAAGAUGGAAUUUGACGAGAAAGAGCUCCGAAGAGAGAUCAGCUACGCCAUUAAGAACAUCCAUGGUAUCAGAACCGGUCUCUUCACGCCUGACAUGGCCUUUGAGACCAUUGUGAAAAAGCAGGUGAAGAAGAUUAAAGAGCCUUGCGUGAAAUGCGUGGACAUGGUGAUUUCGGAAUUAAUCAAUACCGUUAGACAGUGCACCAAGAAGCUCAGCCAAUACCCACACCUGAGGGAGGAAAUGGAGCGAAUUGUUACAACCCACAUCCGCGAUCGAGAGAGCAGGACCAAAGAUCAGGUCAUGCUCUUGAUUGACAUUGAACUAGCCUACAUGAACACAAACCAUGAAGAUUUCAUUGGCUUUGCCAAUGCUCAGCAGAGGAGUAGCCAGAUGAGCAAGAAGAAAGCCGCCGGCAAUCAGGUGAUCCGCAAGGGUUGGCUCACCAUCAACAACAUUGGCAUCAUGAAGGGCGGCUCCAAAGAGUAUUGGUUUGUCCUGACAGCCGAGAACCUCUCGUGGUACAAGGAUGACGAGGAGAAAGAGAAGAAAUAUAUGCUGCCAGUCGAUAACCUGAAGGUGCGGGAUAUCGAGAAGGGCUUCAUGUCCAGCAAACAUAUCUUUGCCCUCUUCAACACAGAGCAGAGGAAUGUUUACAAAGAUUAUCGGCAGCUGGAGCUGGCAUGUGAGACCCAGGAGGAGGUUGAUAGCUGGAAGGCGUCCUUCUUGCGUGCAGGGGUUUACCCAGAGCGUGUUGGGACCAGCGAGUCAGAAGAGAACGGAUCCGACAGCUUGAUGCAUUCCAUGGACCCUCAGCUGGAGAGACAAGUGGAAACAAUCAGGAACCUCGUGGACUCCUACAUGGCCAUCGUCAACAAGACCAUUCGCGACCUCAUGCCGAAGACCAUCAUGCACCUUAUGAUAAACAAUACAAAGGAAUUUAUCCACUCAGAACUUCUAGCAAACCUGUAUUCCUGCAGUGACCAAAAUACCCUGAUGGAAGAAUCUGCAGAGCAAGCCCAGCGGCGGGAUGAGAUGCUGCGCAUGUACCAUGCCUUGAAGGAGGCGCUGAACAUCAUCGGGGAUAUCAACACCACCACCAUCAGCACUCCCUUGCCCCCGCCGGUGGACGACUCUUGGCUGCAGGUGCAGAACAUACCGUCCGGACGCAGGUCUCCCACGUCCAGCCCUACACCACAGAGGAGAGCUCCGGCAGUCCCGCCCACCAGACCUGGAUCGCGCGGCCCAGCUCCUGGACCUCCGCCUGCUGGUGGUCCCACCCUGGGUGGUGCUCCUCCUGUGCCCUCUAGGCCAGGGGCAUCCCCUGACCCUUUUGGGCCUCCCCCUCAGGUUCCGUCUCGGCCCAACCGUGCACCUCCUGGUGUCCCCAGCCGGAAGGGCCCAGCUUCACCUACUCGACCCACCAUAAUCCGACCAGCUGAACCGUCCCUCUUAGAUUUAUAGCCUGAGGCCUGUAGACAGCUGGUGACAAGCGCUGUGCCCGGGGCUUUCCUGCCCCAGCAACCCAAUCCCUUGCUCCUCUCACAGAACCAUCCACUCCUCUCCGCUGUCCCUUCCCACACGUCGUAUAAAUGCUCGUUAGCGACUGAGCUCUUCUUCGUCUUCUCUCGUGUAUCCUGUAUUGCUUUGUGAGCGUAGAGUAGUCCUAGUUCAGUGGCAUGGUAAACUUGGAAGGACCCGAGAUCUUUGGAGCACUGUUUUUACAGGAGCGUCACAGUGCACCAAAAUGGCAGCUGUGUUGACCUGCCUGGUCUGUGCACAGUGUCCUGCCUCCACUGGUUGGCUGUAGUGUCUAGCGCUAAUCUAUAGCUAUGUAACCUUUUUUUCCCUACUAUAGUUAAGAUGGAACAUGCAAUUCUGGAUGAGGAUACACAAAGAUACUGUUAACAAAAGGCAUUAACGUUGCUAACGGCUGGUAUGUGGGUUUGUUUACUGGGGGCAGUAAAGCAAUUGUGGAGGGUUUACUGAAUAAUGCAGUCUUGCAACCCAUGAAGUCUGUCGUUAUCGCAAAGUGGAAGGAACCAACACAAUGGGUGACCCUUCAUUCGUUGAAGUAGCAAAGGAGGGUUAAGCGACACUGGCUUUUACCAGCAGGUGACCUGUAUUAGUGCUUGCAACGGACUUUCCACAAAAGCAAGAGAGGUGAAUCUCCUUCCUCUCCACAGAAAUGGACUAGCUAAUAUUUCCAGGAGAGUGUGCUGUGUAAAUGUUUUAUUGCAACUACCUUUGCUUCAGACGAAAAAAAGAAAACACACUACUUGUUUGAUGUCUUGAGGAUCCUAUCGGCCGUAAUAGCCUUUACUACUUGCAUGCAGAUGGUACAUAUAUUAAUGCGGGGGGAAAUGUUUGUUACUGCAAGUCUUGACUCGUCAUUUUCACUGGCUUCUUUAUGUACAUGCUGAGGGGUAAAUACAAAAAUAUUUAAAGAAAAAAGGAGACCUGCAACAUCUUGUCCCUUCAAAAGCCAAAUUUAGACAUUCUGUUUGUAAAAUUUCCAAGUCAUCCCCACUUACAAUUUUGAGUUUUUACCGUUGUUUUUGAUUUCUGUUGAAGAUCCUCUUGACGUCAGCUUCUGAGGUCUGAUCCUUUCCAUAUUUUAACUGUUUUACUUUUUUGUCCUUCUCCCAAACCCUCUCUCUCUCCCCCCCUUUUCUUUUGUGUUCUUGUCUUUCUUUAAA
Rhineura floridana is the source of this 4141-nucleotide messenger RNA. It is a transcript of the gene DNM1, whose product is annotated as dynamin 1. Gene Ontology annotation, molecular function: GTPase activity; microtubule binding; GTP binding. Bases 321 to 2906 code for a protein of 861 amino acids. The transcript is spliced from 20 exons. Lineage: Eukaryota; Metazoa; Chordata; Lepidosauria; Squamata; Rhineuridae. The record is from RefSeq and is a predicted model, not a curated record. Gene Ontology annotation, cellular component: microtubule; cytoplasm; membrane.